AUGCUAUUAUUCAUUCACGGCACCAUAGUUCAUGCGGCUGCCACAGAGAAACCCGAAUUAGAGGCAUCAAUUUUGACAUCAUUAGCUUCUAUUUCUGGUUAUUUAGCCACCUUUUGUUUCACCGUACAAUAUCUUCCUCAAGCUUAUUUAAACCAUAAGAGAAAAUCAGUGAAAGGAUUCAGUACGACUGGAAUUUUGCUGAAACUUGUUGGAGCAUCCUACUUGGGUGUAAACAGUUUUCUAAUGGGAGAAGCCUUGAGUGUUGGCCUUUACGGAACUUUAAAUAUUUUACAACAUUCAGUUUUCAUGAUUCAAUUUACAAUGUUCACGGGCAGAAAACUGUUCCUUUUUUGCCUUCUCAUUCCACUAGUGCCACUUGUUACUGGUUAUAUGUAUCCCAAUACAAUUCCAUAUACAAAUUUGAUCAAACCAGUUUCACAAAUUGUGAGUCACAUACCACAAAUUAUUGUGACAUGGGAAGCUAGAAGCACAGAGGGAGUUUCAUUAAUAUCACAACAUUUAAAUUUAUUAGGAGGAAUUUGUGGUGUAUUUAUGUAUUCAGUGUUUACACCAAAAUCUUUCUUUACUAGAUUGGUUUAUUGGAACAGUUUACUUCAGGCAUUGUCUAUUUAUUUCUUAGCCGUCUAUUUUGAUGGUUGGGGUCGAUUACGUAAUUCCUUUGUAACCUUAUUUGAAAAAUCGCCAGAUCCAACAACUUCACCUCCAAAUAUUGAAGAGCAACAAGAAAUGGAGAAAGCCAUGAAUCAAACACCAAGUACUGGCGUUACAACAUCCAACAUUAUUACAGCAACUAGUGGUAGCACAUCAUCCACUCUUAGAAAUACUUCCCAUCAACAAGGUGCUCUUGACAUUGAAAUAACGUCAAUCACUAACAACAUUGAAUAA
This is a messenger RNA of Naegleria fowleri, 906 nucleotides long. RefSeq lists its product as uncharacterized. Gene Ontology annotation, biological process: L-cystine transport. Gene Ontology annotation, cellular component: vacuolar membrane. Gene Ontology annotation, molecular function: L-cystine transmembrane transporter activity. The coding region runs from base 1 to 906 and encodes 301 amino acids. NCBI's taxonomy places the organism in Eukaryota, Heterolobosea, Eutetramitea, Acrasida, Naegleriidae. The transcript has a single exon. The record is from RefSeq and is a predicted model, not a curated record.